AUGAAAAGGAAUGACAUCAUUGACUUCAAGGCUUUGGAGAAGGAGCUGCAGGCUGCACUCACUGCUGAUGAGAAGUACAAACGGGAAAAUGCUGCCAAGUUACGGGCAGUGGAACAGAGGGUGGCUUCCUAUGAGGAGUUCAGGGGUAUUGUCCUUGCAUCACAUCUGAAGCCGCUGGAGCAGAAGGACAAGAUAGGAGGAAAGAGGACUGUGCCCUGGAACUGUCACACUGUUCAGGGAAGGCCCUCCCAGGGUGAAACCACUGAAAUCUCCCCGGAGAAAACGCUCCUCCAGCCCGAGACCUCGGCUGACUUCUACCGUGAUUGGCGGCGAUACUUGCGGAGUGGGUCAGAGCGCUACGAGGCCCUGCUGCAGCUCGGGGGCCCAAAGCUGGGCCGCCUCUUCCAGAUGGAUGUGGGGUUUGGACUUCUAGGGGAGAUGCUGAUGGCGCUGGCUGAUCACGUGAGGCCAGCUGACCGGUGGGUGGUGCUGGGGAUCCUGCGCAGCCUGGCCAGCACCGGCCGCUUCACCCUGAACCUGAGCCUGAUGAGCCAUGCGGAGAGAGAGAGCUGCAGAUCCUUGUUUCAGAAGCUGCAGGCCAUGGGCACCCCCAGCCUGGAGGGGCGGGGUCUGGGGGAGCAGCCUGGUGGGCUUCAGGAGGAGGAGAGUCUUCUGCAAGAGCUGCUAAGGCUGUACCGUGUGGACUGAUGGGACC
Messenger RNA from Delphinapterus leucas (beluga whale), 715 nucleotides. It is a transcript of the gene DNAAF19, whose product is annotated as dynein axonemal assembly factor 19. Lineage: Eukaryota; Metazoa; Chordata; Mammalia; Artiodactyla; Monodontidae. Gene Ontology annotation, cellular component: outer dynein arm. The record is from RefSeq and is a predicted model, not a curated record. Gene Ontology annotation, biological process: determination of left/right symmetry; inner dynein arm assembly; epithelial cilium movement involved in extracellular fluid movement.